Ostrea edulis (European flat oyster) is the source of this 1910-nucleotide messenger RNA. RefSeq names its product glycine N-acyltransferase-like protein 3. The record is from RefSeq and is a predicted model, not a curated record. Bases 746 to 1336 code for a protein of 196 amino acids. The transcript is spliced from 2 exons. Gene Ontology annotation, molecular function: glycine N-acyltransferase activity. Lineage: Eukaryota; Metazoa; Mollusca; Bivalvia; Ostreida; Ostreidae. Gene Ontology annotation, cellular component: mitochondrion.
GUGAUAUAAUAAGAAUUCUAAGUAUUUAAUUACUUCUUGAAUACUUAUCAUUUACUUAGUUUGUGUAUCAGUCGAAAUUGGGGGAUGAAACUGCGUGUGAUAAACUUACUGAGCAUAUCUGUCCCACUCCCGCGUGUAAACAAGUUGUUUUGCACCUUACUAAGUACGAGAGUUCUCCAAAGGGAAAUAACUCGGACAUAUCUCGAAACCGGCGUAUUCACGCAGUUUUACCUGUUUGUCGCCGAAAUCUUUCAAUCGGCGUAAAUCACAAUCAGUGAAAACGAAAUUCUGCUUUAAGCAUUUCUUCAUAAUUUUAGGGGAAAUCCCCACUGUAGAAAGAUUUUUCAAAAGGAAAUCAGAAUACCCGUGCCGGAAUGUACUUAAAAUUCCAGAACGGCCAUACCGGUUGCAGUAGCUCAGUGGAAUAGUGUUCGCUUCGUAAUCGGGAGGUCGUGAGUUCGAGCACCGCUCGUGCCGUGGCUGCGUCAAGCCUAAGACGAAAUCACAGGUAGCGAUUGUUCCUUCGCCAAGCGCUCUGCAUUUAAAAGUGAGAAUCGCGGGUCUUUGGGAUGUGACCUUAAAACGGGGGUCCCAUGUCGCAGCAUGCAUUGGCACGAUAAAGAAUCCUCAUUGCCACGGCCCUGAGCGCUAAGAGCAUGUCAAAACUUGUGUUACCUCUGCAGUUGGCGACGUCUCAAUAUGAGUGAAAAUUCUCGACAGGACGUAACACAAACAUACAAUCAGAAUGGUCAUCUUUGCAGACAUAUUCACAUGUCUCUAUGUUGUUUUUUCAGGUUGUACCCCCAGUGUAACCGAUGGCUUAAUCCGUUUACGUGCUUCUUCCGUUCGACGUGUUUCUACGGACGCCUACAUGCUGACUCUGCCCAGUAAAAACAUUAAAUCACCACCACUCCCAGAUGGGUUCAUAGUAACUAGUGUAAAGGAGCAUCACCUAGACACAAUGGUGGAAGAGUGGCAGCAUUCUGGAGUGUUCGAUGAUACUAAGAAAUGGAUAGCCGAGGUAACCCGACAUUCCCCAAGUGUCUGUAUAGAGAACAAACAGGGAGACCCCGUGGCCUGGGCUAUACAACACGAAUAUGGAUGCAUUGGAAUGUUACAAGUAGUUCCUAAGUAUCAGAGAGCCAAAUUAGGAAGUGUUGUGACAAUGUUAAUGGCACAAAAAAUACACAACAAGGGAGACUACUUAUAUUCUUCUGUUGCCGUUGAUAAUCACGUUUCGCUUGCCUUCCAUGAAAAGAACAGUUUUGAAUAUUUGUCAGGUAUUAUGACAGCCUAUGUAAACUAUGAAUUUCCCAAAGCACGUCAGACUAUAUAACUACAUAUGGAAUAAUUUGAAAAUGCCAUGUGAAACAUUGAAGACCAUGAACGUUUUCACAUUAUUUACGUAAAACAAAAAAAUCAAAAUAUUACAUUUCACGUGAAAUUCAUGCACGAAUCUCUUAAAGUGAAAUUCAUGUGAACCACUUUUCGCAUGAUUUUGCUGUUCACGUGAAAUUCAUGCGAGCAUUUUAACGUGAAUUUCACGUGAAUUGCUGUUCACGUGAAAUUCCUGUCAAUAUUGUGAUGUAAAUUCACAUGAAUCAAUUUUCACGUAAAACUUACAUGAAAUUUACGUGAAUUUCACGUGAAAGAUUCAAGUGAAUUUCAUAUGAACAGCAAUUCACGUGAAAUUCGCAUGAGGCACAGUUUGGACGCAUCAAAUGAAGGAAGAUUUUGCUGUGCUUACGUGGGAUUUUCCAUUAUUUGAUCAAACAACAAUGUAAAUCGGUCAUUAAUACAUGAAUUGCACCAAUAAAAUAUGUACAUUUAAUUUUGAUUUGAAAGUUUUCAAUUUCGUGUAAUGUUUUCCCAUUGAACUUUUAAGUAAAGAUUGUGAAUAAUGCAGAAAU